Molecule: messenger RNA, 14117 nt
Organism: Gryllus bimaculatus (two-spotted cricket)
Lineage: Eukaryota; Metazoa; Arthropoda; Insecta; Orthoptera; Gryllidae
Source: the annotation of a GenBank genome assembly
AAAUCUGUUCUGCCGGCCGGUGUUUGACACCAGGGUGCGUUCAGGAGCUGCUCUGCGGAUUUCUGUACGACGCGAGUUACUGCAGCGCUCGUAAAACGUAACCACACGCGUGACAUCUGUGGUUCUAAGCGUUUUCGAAUGCGCCUGGAGUGCGGGGUAUAUAUCGACUUACUUCUGUUUUUAGCGCAUUGUGGUAAUGAUUGUCGCUAUGAAUGAGAAGUAUUUUGAAUUAUUUGUUCUUGUUACUUAAUAGGUUGAAAACUAACGUUUUGCUGUGAACGCAUUUGACAAUCUGUAAAAUAAUGGCUACACCAAUGAUCAUGGAACCAACUCCACUAAUCAGCCGGGAUGAAAAUGCAGUAACUGAUGGGAUGGGAGAAAGUCCAACAAAUGGAACUGCGGGUGAGUCACCUGUCAAUAAUACAGAGCGUCAGAAGAGAUCUAUGCCUGUGGAUAUAUUUGAGUUGAUGUCGGGGAGCCCUAGUAAAAAGAAACGUAAGAAAGUACCUGUUCAGUCUCAACCUAAAAAUGCUGUUUGUGCCCUCAAUGAGUUGAGACCUGGUUUAGUAUAUACCACUGUAGAUCAAAGUGGCCCUGUUCAUGCUCCAACAUUCACUGUUUCUGUGGAGGUCAAUGGUCAACAGUUUGAGGGACAAGGAAGGUCUAAGAAGCUUGCAAAACAUGCUGCAGCUGAAGCAGCCCUCCGUUCAUUUGUACAGUUUAAGAAUGCUCCUGAGGCACAGCAAGCAAUGAACAUGCAUAUUGCAGAUUUAGACUUCACAAGUGACAUAACGGAAAGUGAAGGUGACCUGUUCAAUGCCUUCCAGCCGGGCCACACUCCAGGUCCGGAUGCAUCUUCUGCGCCAGAAGGACAAGAGGGAGUUGGGUCUGGUUCACCAUCUGCUUUGCAGAAUGGAGGCAGCGGUGUGGCUUCUAGUGGAGCUGCAGCAGCUGCCGCUGCUGCGCGUGCAGCACGAGGAGGUCCUCUACGAAACAUGCACCCUGUUUUCCCUCCAGACAAAAGUCCUGUUAUGUUGUUAAAUGAGCUGCGACCUGGGGUGAAAUAUGAAUGUGUUGGUGAGAACGGUGAGCCUUAUGCUAAGUUUACAAUGACUGUUGUGGUGGACGGUGAAACCUUUGAAGGAACUGGACCUAGCAAGAAGUUGGGGAAAGCAGCUGCAGCAAAGGCUGCCUUGGCAAAACUCUACAAUUUAACUUUCUCACCUUUCAAUUCUCCAUUGCCUGCUGGGAGGGCAAUUGGUUCCCCCGGCAGUCAGCCAGGCUUUGAAGCCUUAGCUCUACCUCAGGUUCUGGCAGAUCAUAUUGCCAGAUUGGUCAUAGGCAAAUUUACUGCAUUGAUGGAAGGUAAUCCAGGGCAUGCCAGAAGAAAAGUUCUUGCGGGCAUAGUUCUCACUGCAGGGCCACAGAUGGAAGCUGCAAGAGUAAUAUCAAUUGCAACAGGAACAAAAUGUAUCAAUGGUGAACACAUGAGUGUGACUGGUGCAUCAUUGAAUGAUACACAUGCUGAAAUUGUUGCCCGUCGUUGUCUCUGUGAUUUUCUGUAUUCUCAGCUUGAAUUGCAUCUAGAUCCAGAAAAGUUACAUUUUGAAAUUCGGAGCCCAUCUUUCCAUUUCAUUACAGCGACAUGUGAGCAGUCCGUGCUAGUCCUCAAUCCCAAUGGGAAGGGCUUUAUUCUUCGCGAUGGUGUUAAGUUACAUUUGUACAUAAGCACAGCGCCAUGUGGAGAUGCUCGUAUUUUCUCUCCUCAUGAAGCUGCAACUCAUGACGAUUCCGUGGACAAACAUCCCAAUCGUAAGGCUCGUGGACAAUUGCGCACUAAAAUUGAAUCUGGAGAGGGCACAAUUCCUGUGAAAUCAAGUGAUGGUAUCCAGACAUGGGAUGGUGUGCUUCAGGGUCAGCGGCUGUUAACAAUGUCCUGUUCAGAUAAGUUGGCUCGAUGGAAUGUGGUGGGUGUGCAAGGAGCACUUCUCUCGCACUUCAUGGAACCAAUAUAUCUAGAGAGCAUUGUGUUAGGCAGCCUUUUCCAUCCAAGCCACAUGUACAGGGCAGUAUGUGGCCGCAUUGAGAACACUGUCCAAGGUUUACCUCCUCCAUACCGGCUCAACAAACCACUAAUGAGCCUUAUUACAUCUCCUGAAGUGCGACAGCCCGGUAAAGCCCCAAACUACAGUGUUAAUUGGACAAUAGGCCAAGAAGGCCCUGAAAUAAUCAAUUCCGUAACUGGUAAGGACGAACGUGGCCAGGCAUCACGGUUAUGCAAACAAGGAUUGUUUAGAAGAUUUUUUAAUUUAAUGGGAAAAAUUCCAACAAGAACUGGCACGACUAAGGAUGGUUGUUCUCAUGUGUAUGCAAAUGCAAAAUCUAUAGUUAUAGAUUACAAGAUGGCAAAGGAGCAGUUAGUGAUGGCUUUUCAAAAGGCAGAACUGGGUAUGUGGUUGAAGAAACCUCUAGAUCAGGACAUGUUUGAGUUAGAAGAUGUUGAACUUCCAGCGGGGGCUACUACUGCAGCAGAAGACCUGAAACCUGCACUUGACAUCAAGCCUUCAGUUGACAUCAAACCAUCACACGACAUAAAACCUCCAAGUGACGUCAAACCUUCGGCGACACACUUGCCGCAGCCAUGACUCGCCGCCGCAGCCAUUGAUCUUGGGGGGGCUCCCCGCCUCUCGGGAUAGAGCCGCCACUCAGCCUCCCGCCCCAGCGUAGCCCCUUCUCCUACCCUCAGGCCCGGUGCCAGUAAAGGGCAGACCCUGGAGAAGUGACCCCUUGCUGUAAUUUCAUGUGUGGGUGCACAGAACAUCACAACAAGGGGUCACUAGCUUUGGUAGUUACCGAGAAACAGUAUUUGCAUUGAACACUUUCACUAAGCUUUAGUAGUCAUCCAUAAACAGUAUUUGCAAUCAGUGCAUAGAAUUUGCAUUUUAGAGAGAAUUUUAAAUGAAUUCAGUGCCCAUCAAUUUUUGGCCACAUCCUAGGCAUUUGUGAGAAAGUAAGUUUCUCAAAUUGUUAGUAGAUUAGAUAAGUUAAGUUUUGUUUUGUUUUUUGUUAUUGUUGUUAAAGUUAAUGACAGGUAAUGAAUGCCGUUAUUAUAUUAUAAUUAUAUCUUAACAGCAUUUAUGAUUGUUCGAAUUCGGAAGAUAGGGGAAAUUUGUGGUAGACAGAUAAAUAACAUGAACUUGUACAGAAGUUGCUGCUGUAAAGAUUAUGAUAUUUGUCAAGGUCUAAAACUAAUUUCAAAAUAUACAUGUAUGAUCUAUCCAUUCAGAAGUAGAAAUGAGAAAACCCACAUUCCAUUUCUUAUCUUAAAAGUUUUGCCAGUUUUAAACAUUACUUUUCAAUAGGAAAUGGAAAUUUUAAUGUGUGUAUUUUCUUUAUUUCUUGAUGGACAGUUCAUAUGUUAGUAAUUUAAAUUGACCACUGUAGAGGAAGUAGGGCACUUAAAAGACUGAGUUCUUGUUGGAAUAAGCCCUCUCCUUGUUUCCGUACAACUGAAUUGCUCAAUUUUGUUUCAGUGUUAAUGCGCAAACAUAUCAUGACAUUCCACAUUUCUUCCAUAUUGUUGUAUCGUUUCAUUUUUUUUUUACGAAUCUCUUUUGUAGUUAAUUCUCCCAUUGUGUUGAGAAAUCAUGCCCCGAAACUCAUCUUGUUAAGCCACAACAUUUGUAAAUACUCAUGGUUGAUUUUGUGCAGAAUUGUGUUGAAUGUUAGUUCUUGUGAUUUUUGAGAGGAGUGAAAGGAUUUCGUUCAUAUGAACACUGGCUGUGAGAAUUUAGUGCCACACCAUGCCACAACUCACAGUUUCCAGGGCCUGCCCCUCACUGUGCUGAGCCAAUGGUUGGCGCAGAUGGCUGCCGGCGGCCUCUAUCCCGUCUUGCGAAGCCCCUGCAGGACGGUAGGCGGGCCUCAAACUAGAGUAGUGAGCUCCGGCUACGUCCGAUGUGCUGUAAUGUUAGCAUGCCUUCUCUGUUGAAUCUUUUCUGUGGUACGAAGUGAAGAAUUUGUGGGAGGCGGGGUUUGUUAUUUCCUAAAACUCGGAAUAUCACUUUCUAGUCUAAGGCUUGUACAGUACAACUCAAUUUGUCAACAUCCUGUGUAGUCUGUACUAACCAAUGUGAGAAAGCAGUUUUUUGAUUGGCUUGUUCAAAGGAUGGCCAAGCCAUUGCUUUUUAAUACCAUGCUGCAGUCAAGAAUUGUACACACACAUUUGGAGUUACUGGUUGACUACAUGAGGAUGAAUUUGUAAGUUAAUUUUCCUUGUUCUUUUCAUAGAUAAUAUACAGCAGAAGUAAAUAAUUCCAUGAUGUAUUCGUAGGUCAUCUCUUAUCUGAACGUCAAUUAUUCACAUUCAGAAUUUGAUUGAAAAGUAAGAAAUGUUAACAAUUAACUAUUUUGCAUAAAUUUAAUACAUUUGAUACAUGCAUUCAUUAUAGGACAUAAUAUUUGUUGUUUUUGUUCUGUGUAUUUAAUUUCAGAUUUUGUUCAUCUUGCCACAGACUUAGUACUAUUUGUUCUAUUGCCAUGCAUUAUCUUAGUCUGUUUUGAGACUUUUCUCUUUUUCAGUGUUGUGUUUUGUAUCCGUGUCUGUUUAUUUAACUUUCAUUCAGUGUAAGUUGAAGUCUUUUUUUGAGUGUAUUGAAUCUCUUACGCAUGCUUCAUUCUCCAUUUAAUUUUUCUUUUCAUUUCAUUUCUGAAUGCACUUAACAAAUUCUUCCUAUAGUAUUUUGAAAGUUGUUCAGAUAAUUCAUGAAACAUUUGUUAAAAUUAUUCAAAAUUAAAAAAAUUAAGGUGAAGUUUUUAGCGUUUUUGUAAGUACUUAAAACUUAAAUAGGAAAUUAUGGCUUUAGUCAGUGAUACAACAUGAAACUUGUCGGUGGUUGGUGAACACUGAAGAAUUUUUGUUGAACAAUGAAUAAAAUAGUUAAUCAUUGAAGUACCCUGUGAAAUUAUGCUGCCUUCUGCACUGUAAUGUGCUGCGAAAUAAUGUGCAAUACACAGGGACUCAGUUUUUAGUACAAAAUUGCUUAUGUCGUCAGGUCAAUCAAGAAACGAAGAUUCACAGGUGACAUGUAUUUAGAUUCCUGGGAGACCCAACUAGUAAACAUGCAAAGUUGCUUAGUUCUUUCUAUUUAUACAAUAGAGUUGCAAAAAACUAGUUCAUGCAUUAGAUGUUCAACUGAAUCUACUUGCAGAAUGCAUAAAAAUAUUUUAGGCAAUUGAAAUUAUAUAAUUAUUUCAUUAUUAUGAAUUUUUUUCACUCAAUUGUGAAGUGAAAGUGAAUUUUCGCAAAGUUGGCGACUCCUUCAAAGAAUUUUAAAUACUACCCGUAUGUGAUCAGGCAAUCCCAUCGUAAAUUUGUUUCUGUUGUAUCAGAAGAUGGCAGUGAAGUAGGCUCAGCUUAUGCCAAGCUGUAUUGCUCUUUCUAUAUUCUUGUAAUUUGUCAAAUAAUGACCUAUUCCCUCCAUGGUAGUACCGUUCUAGCCAGGAUUGAUUCAUCUGUCUUGGAUUUAUAGGCAUUUGGUGCACUACUUAACUGCCACAGAGCACGUUAAAGUGAGGUGGGCGACAAGCCUUGAUAAUAAGUUGCUAGUCCCCAGUGGUAUACUAUGCACUUUAAAGAAUUUUGUAGGUUUGUCAGAUGGUAAUAAAUUAGGGCAACACAUAGCUCAAAUAAUAUUGAUAUUGAUAUCAAUUUUAGAUUAUAGGUCUGGCUUGUACAACCAUUUCAAGUUCAUAGACAUUGGUUCUGCAAGUUUUACCAGAAGCAGUUUACUUGAUAUCAAUAUUAAGUCACAUAAAUAAAUAUAUCAAAAACCUUGUAUUUUGUACUUUGUGUCCAGGCAGAUGAAUUCUAGAUUCCUUCCUGAGAACAUUGGCCUAAUUACAUUCCCAGUUUUUAGAGCUUAUCCAGUUUAGCAGUUCACCCAUCUGAUUUUUUGAAGUGUACUUUUACAGCUGUUGCCAUAUUUCAUGGCAGAGGGGAGUGUAGAAUUUGGGGAAAUGCUUAAACAGUUGUAAUAUGCUGAUGGAUCAGUGUGCCUGCUGCAGGUACCCCAUCACAGGCUGAAAGAAUCCCUACAAGUAUCUUAGUGCUCUGUAGUGCUCUUUUGAGCGGUGCUAUGCUGUGUUAACCAAGUUUGCCUUUAUCCAUUGUGGGGGCAGAGGUCCAUUUCUGCAUGUCAUUAUAAUAUUUAUUUGUAAUUUAUUAUAAUGUUAACAAAGAAACUUCAACCUCACAAAAGAAGCUAUUUCCCCAACUCUACAGCCUCUCUAAUUGCAUUCCUCAACUUGAGGAAUUUUUUGUAGAAAAGUUGUAGGGCAGUUGUAGCUUAUUACUACAUGCUGCUGGUUGUUACUGAAUGUCCCAAAUGAGCUGACCGAGACAAUUCAGUCUUUACAAAUGCCACAUUCAGUGCCCAAGUCAAGUUCCGGUAUUUUUAAUAAUAGCAGUUCUUCUCUCUCUUUCUCUUAGACACAGAUUUGGCCCAUUGCUGCCCUCGGCACUUCAGAGCAGUUAUGCUCAGAGGUUGCAGCAAGGCAGACAGGAAUUGUGCAAAAUGUCACUAUUUUCUGAAAAUGCUAUUCUUUUCAAAUUUGAGGGUCAGUUGAACAAAAUUCACUUUAGUGGUUCUGACUUACGUGUAUAUGUUGGAAUGCAAGAGUGCUGGAUUUAAAGGGGUUGUGUGUGUUGUUUACUAAAAGUAGUAAAUAAUAUUUGCCUGAUUCUUUAUCACAAUGCUAUUAAUGAAAUGUAAUUUUUAAGUCGGAGAUUAGAGCUUUCUCUUUUGUUCAUGAUUUUUGUUUAAUUGAUCCUCUGUUGCCCUUCUUUUUUAAUCUUAGCUUUACACUGUUGAGAUAUUUCUCAGUACCAUUGAUUGCUUUGUUGGAUGAAGCAAAUGCGGCUUAAGUCACUGUACAGUACAAGAGGAGAAUUUGUCCCUUGCGUGAGCAAUAUUCCUCCAGUCUUCCUGCAUUUUUAACUGCAGUGUUGCAAAGGUGCUCUGGAAUACCGCGGGCUUGAAGCCCUUGUCGGCUGGCUGUAGUUAUAUGCAUUUUCUCGAUACUACUUAAUCUUGUGUAAGGGUCUCUUGAUCUAGAACGCUACCCCUUAAUCUCAUAGAAGCGUAUAGUAUUUGUUGAUAUUGGAGACACAAGAGUGUUAAACCUGGUAAAUGAGCUACUACGCGGUAGCUGAAAAAAAAUAUUGCAUUUAAAUACUUGACUUUUAAUAGAAUAAAUAAAUCAUUGUAUCAUACUUCUUACAACUUUCUCAUCUUGUGUGGUUUUAGAUUGUAUAAAAUUUUCUAGUGCCAUAAUUUGUGAUUAUUUUUUUCCAAUAAUUCAUCAUUUGGUAAAAUUAUAUUAGAAAAAGUAAAAAUAAAAAUAAUAAUCUAAAAUGUUGUUUCAAAACUGUGAAAUAUAGAAUAAUAGAACCCUUAGUUAGCAAUCCUUAAUUAAUCCUUCAAUUACAUUAAAUAAAGACUAAGACAAUUCAGUUUAUGAAUUAAUUCUGCAUGGAGCUAGAUUACUACCUAAUAGUGUAACAUAACAAUAACAAUUUUAUAAAACACUUUCAAAUUGUCACUUGCUAAUUAUAAUAGUAUAGUCCACAACAUGCAGGAAUGAAGAGGUUCUUGGUUUGAGAAGUAUAAUGUAUUUAAACAAUAAAAAGUUUAUUCUUCUCAAUAACUGCAUCCUUGAUGAUGGCAUUUUGGGUACAGAUGGAAGCAGAUUUACAAAACCCAGAUGGGUAUUUCAUACCUACAUGAGAAAUGAGCUUGUAUUAUUUAAAUUACACAUUCAAAGCUAAACUCUGAUAGAAUAGGUAUGAGUAGGUUUAUAUAUUCAAUUAAACACACAACAUUAUUUGCUUUCUUCUGCACUACAUAGAUAGGUAUAUUAAUUUUCCUUUCACACAAAUGUGAAGGAGAGGUGCAAUUCCAGUAAACAGUAGUUUUAAUACAAUCCUAUCCAAAUUGAUACCAUUAGCUCCUGUAAUACUGCUUGGAGAUUCUCUUCAAUAUAUACCAUACAUGACUAACAAAUAUAUAGGCAUCUUCUGGGUCAUCACAUCUACGAUAUGUACUGUAAUUGCAUAUGCAAUUCUUCCCUGGUCCGCAUGCUUCAUAGGUAUCCAGUGUUAGAUGAUUGCCUUAUUACUAUGCAUAUGUGCUUGAGAAUAUAUUUUUGAUCCAGUAUUUUUCAGUUGGCAGCUUUGUAACUCUUCUAUUUAAUUGUAGUUGAAGAGGUUAUUUUUUCAGAGAAAUAAAACACAAAAUUCAGACGGAAAAGGUGUAUUUGAACACAGACAGAGCAAAACAAUGAAGGGAGUGCUGGCUAGUACAAAUAAGACUUCGGAAGAGUAGGGAUUGCUUUGCAAAUUCGUACUGCAAUAUAAUAAGCAUAUGCUCAUCAUUCUCGUAGUUCUAUGCUUGAGUAUUAAGAGGUACAAACAUCAAAGUUGGUUAAGGAUUUGACAUUUUUCAUAAUGAAGAAUACAUUGUUUUCAGCAGAGGAACAAUGGUAAAGGUGCUAGAAGUAUUGGUACUUAGAACUACUCUAUAGGUUCCAUUCAUUUUCUUCUGAAUUUUUUAACUAAGCUUUUACCUCCUGCCUUGCUUUGUCGUGUUCUUGCUGCCAUCUGAUCAGGUAGUCUGAGACAAGUGGAAUUUUAUUUUUAUUGUUCCUGUAUUUUAUUAUAUAUACACACAUCUAUCUAUUCAACACUGGGAAUUGAAUUUCUAGUGUGCCAUGGCCACCCACGUGUGAUAACAUGUUAGACAAGCCAUUUUAUAUAACAUUUAACAUGAUCACAUUUAACAGUAAGUGUAGUAAAGCUCAUUAGAAUUUCUUUUCUUAAAACUAUAAAACAAAAAUAAUUGUCUGCUCUGUAAAACUGACAAUUUGCCCAAAGAAAGACAAACUUUGUAUAUCAUAUAACAACAAUAUCAAACCAGAUAAAUCUCCAACAUGAUCUUUUUUAACUCAUUGAACAAACUCACAGGUAAUGUGUAUGUGAUUAGGAAGUGUCACAAGGAAAAGGUGCUGGAUAAGAGUCGGGACUUUUUUUGUGGAAGGCUAUACAAAGUCUUUGAAUUUUAAAUCACCACCACCACACAGUGCUAACUAUCUUGCAUGAACUGUGUAGAAAGUCAUGUAAAGGUCAAGGUAACCGGCAGUUUUUUGCAGUAAGGUUUUCUCUCCAGAUUUAUGAGUGUAUUAGAAGUUGUGAACAGUUAUCAACAACUCUCUGAUCAGUGGAUUUUCUAGACAUACUUAAGUUCAAUGUUCAUCACUCACUUCACCUUUCUGUGAAUUGCUUAAAAACAGUUUUUCUAUCUAUGAUUCAAAGUACUGAAUGCAGAGAAAUUUAGAUGUAUUUGUAAGAAAAUUUACAGUUUUUUAGGUACCCGCAGGGGAAGUUCUUGUUUCUAGUCCUAAUCAGUAUGUGUGAUAAUUAAAAACACUCCAAUGGAAUGACAAUGAUUGUGUGUAUUUGGGGAGGGGUCUCUCAAAUGUUUGUCGAGGAUCUUAUGAAAUUUAUGGAUUGCCUUGCAAUGUGGUUCUUAUAUAUUUCAGUAGAAGUGUCUCCAAAUUGGCAUUUUGCGGAAUUUUAGUUUUGCAUUCAUCUUUUAUGCUGUCUAAGGAAAUAGUAAGUACACCUUAGUGCAACAUAUUAAACUGCAUGUUUUAUUUGCAAAAUAGGAACAAGACAAAAAUUGAGAUUUUGUCACGUUGAAAGACUGCCCAUGAUUUGCCUCGUUAUUUCAACUGUUGGGUUGAUCUGCCAUCAUCCUUUACAUGCUCUUUCCUUGACCCAGUGCAAGAUGGUUGCCAUCCUGUUACCAUUAUGACGCCAUCCUGUUUCCAUUAUGACGGAUAAGCUGCACGUGUACAAUACAUGUUUGGCCCUGGCUGUUUUCCCAGGGCAAAUUGUGUGCUGUGCGGGACCAUGCCAGGUGCCUACCAGUCAUAGGCGGCGUGUGCCGUGGACGGCACCGGCUGCUGCGCCUGCAGGCGGGUCAGCGCCGGCGGGCCGCCUGCUUUGCUUGCAGAACCCUCAUACUCCGACAGCACCUCGUUGUAACGCUAUCACACAAAUGUGCACAUACAAGGUGAGUUGGUACAUAUUUGAGAAUUGCCAGGCUGAAGGAAUUCUGGAAUAGUAAUUAUUUUUUAUAGAACAUAAUAAAGUAAAAUGAUCUUCAGUGGACAUAAGUUGAGAGAAUUCUUUGUACUACAAAAGCGAGGGUUAUCCGUUUUAUUUAUCUGGUUGCCUAUUGAUCGAUUGAAUUGGUUGAUUGGUUGGAUUUAUCAUAAGCCCACACACUGCUAGAAUUAUAUAGACAAAGGUCAUUUUAGGCCAUUCUAUGAACAUCUCUCUAUUACAUUUCUAUUAAUGUAUAAUUUGAUGAGGUUUCCCAUUGACUAAUAGUGGUUGAAGGGUUGUUCCUUGUCUGAGGUUCAGCAUAGAGCAUAUUUUCUUCCUCUUGAGUGUUUUUGUGAAAUAAAAUGGAAAAAAAUAUUUCAUAAACCCAAACUGUAGAGUAUUAUCCUCUCUGAAAUACUUUUAUUUAUUAAUAUACAAAGCCAGUGAGAUGUAAUUAAUGUAUUUAAAGAAUCAGCAAAUACGGCAAUGCUCAGUUCAGCAUUAGAAAAAAUUAAUUCGCAUUGAAAAACUUUUUACAAAGGACACUUAUUUAGUAGCAAUUUAUUUUUAGUUAUAAUAAUACUGGAAGGUCUGUAGUAACAAGAAGGGUAACGUGGGACAGACAGUGGAAUAUGAUGAAUAGUACGGUAAUCAGGCUAGUUGUUUAGGAUCUUACGAUACAUCAUUAUGAGAGACUAUUGCCUUUUCUGCUGGCUAAACAUAGAGAUGAAAUUUAGCGAACGCACACUCAUGGUCAAAGGGGAUAAAUUGCAGUGUCUCUUUACUCGAGGUACUUGAAAAUCUACUGACAUUGUUCUAAAAUUCUACAAUGACCUUUGCGAUUUGGUGUCCAAAUUAUUAAAAUUGUAUAUGAAGUAAAUUUUUAAUUUGAAAUUGUGCAUGAAAUGAAUAUGCUAAUGAACAAUCACGGUUUCAUGCCAAUGACACAAAAAAACACCACAAUUGUGUUAUAGGUAAAUUGGGACUUAUUCCCCCGGUUCUGCAUCUAACUGAUUCAAGAUCAUUAAAACUAAUUGGCAGAUUACAAUAUAGAUUGGAAAGCUGACACACUUGCAACCCACUACCUACAUUAUUCUGCAGCACUUACUACCAUUGGGCAUAUUUCUGAAACAAUGUGUCCUUGAUCCUUAAAACCAUAUUUUUUGUCAAGUUAUAAUUCUUCAUCUACACAAGGAGACAUUUUUGAGCAUUCACCGAUUUCAUAGCAUGGGUUGUCAGAAAUGUUCAAAGUUAGUUUACAGUAUGAAGGUAUUUUAAAAGGCUUCCAAAACAACAAAAGAAAAUGAGCAUCGCAACGUGGACAAUGUUUGCAUAUGUCCACCUAGUAGCCUAAUUUAGAAUGCCUAUUUUUAUGUAGCUGAAAUGUACCCUGUAUUGCCUAGUUAUUGUAGUUUGUGAAUGUAUAUCCUACCUCACCUACCUUGCCCAUCCCCACCCUGCCAUGUUUCUUACAGUCAUCAUUGCUUUGGGUUGCUGAAAAGAUGCAUUCUUGCUAACUCACCUGGCAAACAUCCAGUAACAAAUUUGACCUUGAAUUACUCCAAACCUGAUUGUGCUAUUUGAAUGAAUGAAUUAAUGAAUGAAAAUGCAUUUAGUAGGAAAUAUUACGGGCUUUCUGAAAUGCCCAAUUCGCAUUGGUAAAUUUACUCAUUGUUUUUAGAUAUGCAAAACAGAAAAAUGUGCACUCUUAAAUUUUGCUGUAUGGGUGAGAAAGGAGGAUAGGAAUAAUUUUCACAAAAUUUCAUAGGUGGUAACUUUCCCUUUUAAUAUAAAAUUGAUGUGUUUUUCAUAAUGGUGUCAAUGAACAUACCACAAUAUAAUCAUUAAUAAUAUAUUGGGCUAUAUUCCAACUUAAUAUUCAUUUUUGCAAUUGCAUUUAACUAUGCUAAAAUAGAUCUGAUUUUUUAAUGUAACAACUCAUCUUAUCUUACUGGCAGGUCGUGUGUUCCUCCAACUUGACAAUAUGUUUGAAACCUCAUUUCGUUUUGGAAAAGUGACACUACUGUUUCAGUAGAUUUUUUAAAGGUAAAUGAAAUUAUGUAAUAUUAUUAAAGUAUCAAAAUAGGAAAAUGAAACCCCUGCAGAAUGUAUUGUAAAUUUGAAGUGAGGUAAAUUGUAUGUGCAAUUGCAUAACUGCAGGUGAUUCAUAUUUAAGAACAAGUUCCUAAUUAUAUGUUAAUCUGUAUUUAUAUAUUUUAUUUAUAUAUUGAUAUGUUCUUUUUCAGCUAUUGACAAGAUGUGAAUAAGCAUGGUCUAUUUGUGUAAUAAUGUUCCUCUUGAUGUUGACAUACGGGAUACUGCUUAAUCCCAUGAUGUCAUGUAUGUAUGUGGCAUUAAUUUCAUGUCAAUGAUUUAGCAUGGAUGGUUAACAUGUAUUUUGUGUAUGAUAUUUUGAGCUCUUCAGAUUAAGAUUUAUGUUGUGAUUCAGUCUUGGAAUGUUCAGUUACGCCCAGAAACAGAUCGUUAAGUAGGUAUCACAAGAAAUGUGUUUAUUCAGAUUAGUACUUGAAAAGCCCUUACAUUUAUACUUUGUAAUCAAAGAAGUUCUGUUAUUGUUGGUAAAAACAGAGAAUUAAAGUCCAUGAAAAAUAAUUGACAUAAAUUAUGUAUUUAUAGAUUCAAAUACGUGCAUGUAUUUUUAUGAAUGUAUUUCAGAUCUGCUGAUUAAUUUGAUAUUUUAAAUAAAGUGAAUUAACUCUCAGUACUAUGGAUGAAUGUCAUUGAUUAUUACAGAUAAUUACACUGUUUUCAGACCAAUUUCAAAUAUUUGAGAGUAAUGUCAUUAUUAGAAAAACAAAGAAAUAAAUCCGACAUUGUAAUUGUGUCCUAAUUUUUCUAUUUUCUCAUUUUUGAAAUUAAUCCCUAAUUCAUUAAUUAAUUUUGUCUACAUGCAACAUAAAUAGAUAAUUGAAAUAUAAAGAUUGCUUGUCAUUGUUGCUGAAUUAAUCACAAUGUUCAAAGAAGAAAUUUCUUUCAAGGAAGUAAAUGCCCCAAUGCCAUGCCAGGGCAAAUUAUUUUUCAAAUACUGAUGCUAUGUUACAUGAUUUCUUGCAUUAUUUUCUAACUUUUGCACUAUUUGAAAAUUCUGAGAGGCAAAAGUCUUGUUAUGUAUGAGCGUAGAGAUGUCUCACAGUAAACCAUUUUUGUUUUGUAUCAAAAGCCCAUAAAACAUGAAUUCUGACUUCACAACGUGUUAGAAGUAGUAAUUUACUCUGUAGAUGAAGAACAAGAAUUAUCCUUGUUUUUGGAAUAAGGGACGUACAAUACAAAUUUUUCUGUCAAAAAAUUACCGCUUCUUACUUCAGCAUUACAUACUUUCUCACAUCCUUCUUCUGUAUAAAGGAGAAAGUAAAAAAAAAUAUAAACAAACUGGUGGUCAUUACAAGAACACCAAAGGAGAUUCCUCAGUUUGGUCUUUUACUUUCUCGUGUACUUCUUUCUUAGUUAUGUAUUUCUGUAUCAAAACAUGGGAUUUUUCUGCAGAAAGUCAUAUUGUAUUUCCACAAUACUCCAAAAUGAGAUCAUUCUUGUUCCUGUUUGUUGUAAAUUACUUCCUCUAAUGUGUCAUGUAGUCUGCUCUGUCUUACCCUAUCAGUGGACAACACUAAUAGCUAAAUUGUAGACAGAUUUGCCAACAAAAUUGAUACUCUCUGUUCAAGAUGGUUGAUGUUGGGGACCUUUGAAUUGUUAAUUGAUAUUUUGGUAUUGGAGUACUUAACAUGAAGCCCCCAGUGAUAUUUUCAAAAUGUUGUCAAAAAUUACGCCAAAAUGUUUUAUUAAUAUACAGGGAAAAUUAGAAUUCAGAUAUAAUCCGCAGUACUGAGGUGUUAUGUAUAUUAAAAAAAAUUGCAUUUUUAUUUUACAACCAUUCAUCCUCCUCAAUCUGUGAAAAUGAUGAAUAGAAUGUGUUAUUAUCCUUUAUCAUUUU